CACGCGCACCAUGGGGAAUUCCAGAAGCGUAACUGAGAAAAAGAGAUGGACAAGUACGAGCGGAUCCGAGUGGUGGGAAGAGGUGCCUUCGGAAUCGUGCACCUGUGCCUUCGAAAGGCUGACCAGAAGCUGGUGAUCAUCAAGCAGAUCCCAGUGGAACAGAUGACCAAAGAAGAGCGGCAGGCGGCCCAGAACGAGUGCCAGGUGCUCAAGCUGCUCAACCACCCCAAUGUCAUCGAGUACUAUGAGAACUUCCUGGAGGACAAGGCGCUCAUGAUCGCCAUGGAAUACGCCCCAGGUGGUACCCUGGCUGAGUUCAUCCAGAAGCGCUGCAAUUCUCUGCUGGAGGAGGAGACCAUCGUCCACUUCUUCGUGCAGAUCCUGCUGGCGCUGCACCACGUGCACACGCACCUCAUUCUGCAUCGGGACCUCAAGACGCAGAACAUCCUUCUCGACAAGCACCGUAUGGUUGUCAAGAUCGGUGACUUUGGCAUCUCUAAGAUCCUCAGCAGCAAGAGCAAGGCCUACACGGUGGUGGGUACCCCAUGCUACAUCUCCCCUGAGCUGUGUGAGGGCAAGCCCUACAACCAGAAGAGUGACAUCUGGGCUCUCGGUUGUGUCUUAUAUGAGCUAGCCAGCCUCAAGAGAGCCUUUGAGGCUGCGAACUUGCCGGCCCUGGUGCUCAAAAUCAUGAGUGGUACGUUUGCACCCAUCUCUGACCGGUACAGCCCGGAGCUGCGCCAGCUCGUCCUGAGUCUGCUCAGCCUGGAGCCUGCGCAGAGGCCACCCCUCAGCCACAUCAUGGCGCAACCCCUCUGCAUCCGGGCCCUCCUCAACCUCCACACCGAUGUGGGCAGCGUCUGCAUGAGGAGGGCAGAAAAGUCACUGACCGCAGGACCACCCAUGGUCCCUGGUGGCACAGGGAGCAGGGCCGCCAGUGCUCGAUGCAGGGGCAUCCCCCGGGGACCUGUGAGACCGGCCAUCCCACCUCCACUGUCUUCCGUGUACACGUGGGGUGGUGGCCUUAGCGUUCCGCUGAGGCUGCCAAUGCUCAACACUGAGGUGGUCCAGGUGGCCGCAGGGCGCACACAGAAGGCUGGCGUCACACGCUCUGGCCGCCUCAUCCUGUGGGAGGCUCCACCCCUGGGCGCUGGAGGAGGCACACUCCUCCCGGGGGCUGUAGAGCUGCCUCAGCCCCAGUUUGUCUCACGUUUCCUGGAGGGCCAGUCGGGUGUGACCAUCAAGCAUGUGGCCUGCGGGGACCUGUUCACGGCUUGCCUGACUGACCGAGGCAUCAUCAUGACCUUUGGCAGUGGCAGCAACGGCUGUUUAGGCCAUGGCAACGUCACUGACAUCAGCCAGCCCACCAUUGUCGAAGCCCUGCUAGGCUACGAGAUGGUACAGGUGGCCUGUGGGGCCUCUCAUGUGCUGGCCCUGUCUACAGAUGGAGAACUGUUUGCCUGGGGCCGAGGAGAUGGUGGUAGGCUGGGCCUAGGCACCAGAGAGUCUCAUAACUGCCCCCAGCAGGUGCCUGUGCCCCCAGGACAGGAAGCUCAAAGAGUAACCUGUGGCAUUGACACUUCCAUGAUCCUCACCUUGCCUGGCAAGGCCCUGGCCUGUGGAAGUAACAGGUUCAACAAGCUAGGCUUGGACCACUUAUCCUUAGAGGAGGAGCCUGUUCCCCACCAGCAAGUGGAGGAGGCCUUGAGCUUCACCCCGCUGGCCUCUGCACCCCUGGACCAGGAGCCCCUGCUGUGUGUGGACCUGGGCACCGCUCACUCGGCUGCAGUGACUGCCUCUGGUGACUGCUAUACUUUUGGCAGCAAUCAACAUGGGCAGCUGGGCACCAGUUCCCGCCGGGUCAGCAGGGCACCCUGUCGGGUCCAAGGCCUAGAGGGCAUCAGGAUGGUGAUGGUGGCCUGUGGGGAUGCCUUCACUGUAGUCAUUGGGGCAGAGGGGGAAGUGUAUUCUUGGGGUAAAGGAGCCCGAGGCCGACUGGGAAGGAGGGAUGAGGAUGCUGGGCUCCCUAGGCCAGUGCAGCUUGAGGAAACUCAUCCUUACAUGGUGACUUCAGUGUCCUGCUGCCAUGGGAACACUCUGCUGGCUGUUCGAUGUGAGUUUUCUUUUCCUGUCUCAUCCACACCACUGGGGCUAACCCGACUCUGUCGGAGGCAGUCCCUUUUUUUCUGGUUUAUCCUGAGGCCGGGUUUGCACAAUCUCGGAGGAGAGGAAUGCUGGAGCUGUCGAAUGGUUACUGAGGAGAUCCUGCUGAAAGCUGCCCUUGCCCCUCGCCAUUCCCCAGACCUAGAGACUCAGGGGGAAAGGUAG
Acomys russatus (golden spiny mouse) is the source of this 2328-nucleotide messenger RNA. It is a transcript of the gene Nek8, whose product is annotated as NIMA related kinase 8. The transcript has 15 exons. Lineage: Eukaryota; Metazoa; Chordata; Mammalia; Rodentia; Muridae. The coding region runs from base 46 to 2328 and encodes 760 amino acids. The record is from RefSeq and is a predicted model, not a curated record. Gene Ontology annotation, molecular function: protein kinase activity; ATP binding. Gene Ontology annotation, biological process: protein phosphorylation.